AUGUCGUUCUGGGCUGUGAGUCGUGGCCUGACGCCGCCGGGCAAAGUGGCGCCCAAGCUGAAUCCCAAUCAGCGUCAAUUUCUCGAAGAUGAGUUGCGCUAUCGCGAGAAACUCAAGAUGCUGGCGGGUGGCAAUGCCGUCGAUGAUAUGUACGUUCGCAAGCCGGAUACCGUGGAUGAUCCUCACGAGCUUGACAAGCACGAUGCCUUCUACGACACCACCAAGAGUCUGCUGGUCCUGUUCCAGAUCAUGGGAGUGAUGCCCAUACACAGGAAUCCCCCGAUCAAGAACCUGCCGCGCACCGAGUACUCGUGGACGUCGAAGCAGGUGAUGUGGGCCAUAUUCACUUACAGCUGCCAGACAACGAUUGUGGUGCUGGUGCUGCGAGAGCGGGUGAAGAAGUUCAUCACCAGUCCGGACAAGCGUUUCGACGAGGCCAUCUACAAUGUGAUCUUCAUCAGUCUGUUGUUCACCAACUUUUUGCUGCCCGUCGCCAGCUGGCGACAUGGACCUCAGGUGGCCAUAUUCAAGAAUAUGUGGACGAACUAUCAAUACAAGUUCUACAAGACCACGGGCUCUUCGAUUGUGUUUCCCAAUCUGUAUGUGCUCACGUAUUCGCUGUGCAUCUUCUCCUGGCUGCUGAGCAUAGCCAUCAAUCUCUCGCAGUACUUUCUACAACCCGACUUUCGCCUGUGGUACACCUUCGCUUACUAUCCCAUCAUUGCCAUGCUGAACUGCUUUUGCAGUUUGUGGUACAUCAAUUGCAACGCCUUUGGCACUGCCAGUCGAGCCUUGUCGGAUGCCUUGCAGGCUACGAUUCGGGAUGGCAAGCCAGCCCAGAAGCUGACCGAGUAUCGCCAUCUGUGGGUCGAUCUCAGCCACAUGAUGCAGCAGCUGGGACGCGCCUACUCCAACAUGUAUGGCAUGUACUGCUUGGUGAUCUUCUUCACUAGCAUCAUUGCCACAUAUGGCAGCAUCAGCGAGAUUAUUGAUCAUGGCGCCACGUACAAGGAGGUGGGACUCUUUGUCAUCGUAUUCUACUGCAUGUGCUUGCUCUACAUCAUUUGCAACGAGGCGCACUAUGCAUCACGCAAGGUGGGUCUUGAUUUUCAGACCAAGCUGCUAAACAUUAAUCUGACAGCUGUCGACUCGCAACCCAGAAGGAGGUGGAUAUGCUGCUGGUGGCCAUUAACAAGAAUCCGCCAAUCAUGAACCUCGAUGGCUAUGCGAACAUCAAUCGCGAACUCAUCACCACAAACAUCUCCUUCAUGGCC
This is a messenger RNA of Drosophila albomicans, 1274 nucleotides long. RefSeq names its product gustatory and odorant receptor 21a (gene Gr21a). Lineage: Eukaryota; Metazoa; Arthropoda; Insecta; Diptera; Drosophilidae. Gene Ontology annotation, biological process: sensory perception of taste. Gene Ontology annotation, cellular component: membrane. The record is from RefSeq and is a predicted model, not a curated record.